AUGCAGGACGGCCACGGCGGCGUAUCCCCAUCCGCAGGUACCCGCUGCAUACGGCAUGUGCUACCACGCAAGUUCCAGAGGGAGAUCCGAACGGGAACGCUGUACACGGAUCAACGCCAGUACCUCAACCCCUGGUCAUGCAAGAUCAAAUUUCACCAUCAGCUUGCGCCUCGUAUAAUAAUACUGUCGUACGACGCUCAUCGCAUCAUUCCAGGGGUGGGAGAGCCAAGGAGAUCAAUACGCUCUGCAAUGACACCUUCGCUCUACGUCCUCAGCACAGGCAGCCACAGCGCGCAUUUCCACUCCGAGUGCUUACUACCCGCUGCGUACGCAUCGACAAGCGCCGAGGGUGUCGGAUUUAGAUUCCAUGCUCCAUCUAUACGGAGUGGGGUGCAAGGCCAAAUCUAUGUAGACUCCAGGAGGGUGUUACGAUACGCCGUGGAAGGAGAACUCGUUGACCGGGGAGUUCUGGGUCUGGUUCUGGAGGAGGAUAGUGUUCGAAAUCUGCGGGAUACUGGAUUUAGGAGCGUUCUGCUUGUUUAUUCGAGCGGUAUGGACUUGGUCUUUUGGAUUGUGGCUUUUCUCACUGAAUGUGAAGUUCCGAAUCGGAUUAUCCUGCCCCUGAGACUACAACUACAACGAUCAGAUGAAUAUGCGGCUUGGACGUACGAAUUCGAAGGCAAGCGAUACUCGGAGAUCCGCAUACAAUCUCUUGCCACAUCUCCGUAG
This is a messenger RNA of Suillus clintonianus, 729 nucleotides long. RefSeq lists its product as uncharacterized. The record is from RefSeq and is a predicted model, not a curated record. The transcript is spliced from 7 exons. Lineage: Eukaryota; Fungi; Basidiomycota; Agaricomycetes; Boletales; Suillaceae. Bases 1 to 729 code for a protein of 242 amino acids.